AUGGGAAUUCAGAAGCUCCAAGUUGGUAUGGCCGGUCUCGGUCGCGUUGGCAAGUUCCACGCCAUGAACUUCCUUCAACGAACCCCUCGAGCCGAACUUGUUGCAGCCUUUACCCCGGACCCAGCUGAGACUGCCUGGGGAAGAGUGAACCUCGAACCCCACGGUGUCACUCUAUACGAUAACUACGAUGAGAUGCUUAAGCACCCAGGUCUCCAAGCCGUGGCUAUUGGAACGGCCACCUCAGUUCAUGCCGAAGAGGCCAUCAAGGCCAUUAAUGCGGAAUUGCACGUUCUGUGUGAGAAGCCCCUCUCUAUUCAUAUCGAUGUUUGCAGGGCCGUUGUUGCAGCUGCCAAGAAGAAGCCUCACCUUAAGGUGAUGUGCGGUUUCUCCCGACGAUUCGACGAGUCCUACCGUGAAGCCCACAGCAAGAUUGAGCAGGGAAUCAUUGGGCGACCUUCCAUCAUCCGCAGCCAGACAUGCGAUAAGCUUGACCCCUCCGGUUUCUUCGUUGAAUACGCAGCUUGGUCAGGUGGUGUCUUCGUUGACAUGUCUGUGCACGACAUCGAUCUCACAUUGUGGUUCUUUGGUGACGAUAUCAUCCCAAAGAGCAUCUCAGCACACGGUAUUACCGCUGUUCAACCCGAGUUGAAGAAGCACAAGGAUUAUGACAACGCCGUCGGAAUUGUCGAGUUCCAAAACGGCAAGAUCGCAAACUACUACUGCUCUCGCAUGAUGGCUCAUGGACAAGAGGACACCACCGAGAUUAUUGGUACCGAGGGCAAGAUCGCAGUCAACACCAACCCUCAGCGCAACUUAGUCAAUACCUACACCUCUAGUGGUAUCAUUCGUGAGGUCCCUCCUAACUUCAUGGGUCGAUUCGGUGCUGCUUUCGUGCAAGAAGCCAAUGAGUUCACUGCCGCGUGUCUGGACAACACUCCUCUUCCUAUGAAAUUGAGCAAUGCUGUCAAGGCAGUUGAGAUUGGCGCUUAUUUGCAGGAGGCGCUGGUUACAGGAAAGCAGCUUCACUUUGAUGAAAUUGGUCGUCGCAUUGAAAAGGCGCAACUGUAA
Messenger RNA from Penicillium angulare, 1068 nucleotides. RefSeq names its product putative NAD binding Rossmann fold oxidoreductase. Gene Ontology annotation, cellular component: cytoplasm. Lineage: Eukaryota; Fungi; Ascomycota; Eurotiomycetes; Eurotiales; Aspergillaceae. The transcript has 2 exons. Gene Ontology annotation, molecular function: oxidoreductase activity; nucleotide binding. The record is from RefSeq and is a predicted model, not a curated record. Bases 1 to 1068 code for a protein of 355 amino acids. Gene Ontology annotation, biological process: NADPH regeneration.